AUGUCAAGUGGCCCUGCCCAUAUGAAGGCCAAGCGACCGCUGAAUAGGAAACUAACGCAAGAUGUGCACAAGAAAGUAGGGGUCUUUAAAGCCAAAGGUUCGGUGGCUCAACCCGCGGCCAGCAUGAAGAGCGGCACAGUUGGAAUGCAUUUCCUUUCUUUCCUGCACACCAAUCCGGACUCGCGAUACUCAAAGUUGAACCUGAAGAGAGUACCGUCUGUGUCACCGAUGCCUCUUUGUACAGGUUCAACAGUCAAACCCGAGCCGGAGUUCUUUGUGAAAGCCCUAGCCUUUUGUCUACAAAGCCUCGAAACAUCCUCCACUGAGACUUUUACCGAUGCUUUGGACAGUAUGGAGGAAUCCUUGGAAGGCACAAUCUCUUCCACCACAGUGAACACGCCUAUUCGACCAAUGAACGAUUGGACCUUUGAAAUGCCACAAUUCUUUAACGGUCCACUCUCCGCUGCCAUUGAUUCAGUUAAACGAGGACCUGGCUGCUCAUGGCCUCCAAUAAUUCUAGUACUUUUCGGAAAGGAACCAGUCUCAAAUCGAAACUUUGUCAGCAGGGUCCUCUGCAGCGGUGUGAGAGGAGUACCCACGAAGGAUCGCCAUGGUGGCGAUGACAUUUCGAUCGACUUAACCUCACACUGUAUUCAGGACAUCGGAAUGGCUCCAACCAGCAUUAACGGCCUUCUUAUUGAACAUGCAAUCAAGAUGGUUCCAUGGAGCUGUGCCACUUCUGAACCUCGACGAAUUUUGGCUGCAGCCUUCCGUGGAACGCGACUGGAACAGUGGCUCCACGAGUGGUGUCCUUACAAUGACUACCCUCGCCUUGUUGCCGUUGGUCGAAAAAAAAGGGGAGAUGUGGUGUGCAGCGCAUUUCGAGGCUCUUUGGAGAGAACUAUUCGAUGGAUGGAGUUAGUGACACAGGCACACUUCCAUGACUAUGAUAAUGCCAAGAAGUAUGGCGUGGAUUGGGAUGUGUCUUCGUCAGAGUCUUUUGGAUCAAGUGAUGAGGAGGUAAAAAAGGGACGACGAAAGUUAUUACUUCAUGUGGAGCAGGAGAUCAAAUUCGAAUGCUUCAAAAAAGAGCCUUCGAGGAUCCUCGAGGAGAGGACAAAAAACGUUAUUAAAAGUUUUAAAUCAACGAGACAAGGUUCACCAGUUCCGUCAUACUCAGCAGGCAUCCCACAGCAGACAUCCAGCGCUUACACAUCGUUCACUGAACAAGUGGAGAACGGCCUUGUCCAUCCCACUGAGAAGAGUUGUGAAACAGUACCUUCUCUUGACAUCUCAUUGCAUCAGCAAGUAGUGGAUGGAAUACAUAAAUUUUGGACUACCUUUCGAGACAAAUUUAUAUCGGGCUUACCCAUCCUUCCACCACUCUUGCUGACAAGGUUUUCCACUGCUCUGAUACGUUGCUUAGACCCAAAUUUAGAAAAGCAGGUGAAGCCUCUGCUCGUUUACCUACACGAUGGUGAAGCCACUCCCACAGCUCACUUCGUGGCAAAUGUGUUGUGUUCUCAACGCUUCACUCACACGCUCUACAAACGCGGAGUUGGCAUAUGGCCAGUGGACUUAACUGGAGUUGCUUCUUCAUCCAACCAGCAUUCCCACCAAGAGGGUGCAGAAGAUGAUCGAAAACCGUCAAAGGAGACUGCUUUGGAGGACAUUCCACAACAAGCACAUGCUCUGCUGCACCUCUUUCGAGAUCAUCCAGCAAAGUGGGAUAUUUCCGGAAUCCUCUCGGUUAGUCUAAAAACGGCUCAUCAUUGUCCAAUCCUUAGGAUAAAUAGUGGUCCACUCAGUGUGGAAUGA
Messenger RNA from Hydatigera taeniaeformis, 1818 nucleotides. Lineage: Eukaryota; Metazoa; Platyhelminthes; Cestoda; Cyclophyllidea; Taeniidae. The record is from the annotation of a GenBank genome assembly.